AUGCCUCCCUUCAGGUCCAAGGAUUUUUGGCAGAAAUUCGACCGCAACAUUUUGAUGUUAGACCUUCUCAAACGGAAGUUACAAAAUGAUGCAACCAUCAUCAAAGUUGCUCAACCUUUCAGUCGGAAGAUGCGGGAUGGCGAGUUACUGGCCAUUGAGUUCAUAUCUCACCUUGCAGGCUUCUGCCAG
Puccinia graminis f. sp. tritici CRL 75-36-700-3 is the source of this 189-nucleotide messenger RNA. RefSeq lists its product as uncharacterized. Lineage: Eukaryota; Fungi; Basidiomycota; Pucciniomycetes; Pucciniales; Pucciniaceae. The record is from RefSeq and is a predicted model, not a curated record. The annotation marks the transcript as partial. The transcript has a single exon.